AUGCGGUGGGAGGCCAUGUCCGGACAGCAGAAGAAGAAUUCGCUCGUGUUUCUCCCCGGAGUCGCUUUUGCGGCUCCCGUGGGCUUGAAGUCGCUCCGGCCCAUCUCGCGUACUCGCGACGUCGUGCUGGAAGGGACAAUCGAGACGACCAACUCGCAGAUCGCAAAGUUCGUCGAGCGGAUGAUAGAAGACUUGGAGGAGGACCCUUGGAUGCCGCCGCUCUUCACAAGGGGCCUGAGGCGAGGGUGGGGCGGCGUGUGGCCCGCAGUCGCGGACGCGAGCCGCCAGGCUGCCAAGCGCCUCUCCGACUGGCCCUCCGCCCCGGAGCUCGACGGGUGCGGAGGAGGGCUCUACACGUGGGCGCGCGCAAAGCUGCUCUACUCGCUCAGGCCCGCAGACAAGCCCUUCAUGUGGGUGGCGCAGCAGCCGCUUGCGCUCGCCUGGCUCGGCGCGUCCCUCUGCCCCUUCUACUUUGUCUCGCUGCCGCCGCUCGCCCUCCUCCUCCUCUUCAUCGACAAGAGCGACGAAUACCAGCUGAUCAGCUUCAUUGCCCUCGUCAAGGCAGAAUAG
Molecule: messenger RNA, 570 nt
Organism: Emiliania huxleyi CCMP1516
Lineage: Eukaryota; Haptophyta; Isochrysidales; Noelaerhabdaceae
Exons: 4
Coding region: 1-570 (189 amino acids)
Source: RefSeq, a predicted model, not a curated record